Messenger RNA from Saprolegnia diclina VS20, 2397 nucleotides. RefSeq lists its product as hypothetical. The coding region runs from base 1 to 2397 and encodes 798 amino acids. The record is from RefSeq and is a predicted model, not a curated record. Lineage: Eukaryota; Oomycota; Saprolegniomycetes; Saprolegniales; Saprolegniaceae. The transcript has a single exon.
AUGCAGUACACGACGCUGACAUCGCUUGGGACAGCCGUAGAUGCGCUUCGGCGUCUCAACCCAUGUCUCGCACCGUGGGUCUUUACCGCUUACUGCUAUCUCGAUUUCGGCGGCGUCUACGAGAUGGCGGCAUCGACAGCACGUCAAGCGCGCUGCCACACGCAUUUGCGGUCCAACGCCGCCGUCUACAUGGCGUCGCUCUUGCGCAACGUUGCUUGGACGCAGUGGGACGCAUGCUGGGGCGAUGCCUUUCAUAGCGCAUUUGGUGCCUUUCUGCAGCAGUCGUCGGCGGGCCAUUCGCUGCUAGCUUCGUUUCGCGCGCCGCGAGGUUCGAUCGCAGACGAAGUCGACCUCUGGCGCCGUCAUGGGCUGGACAUAUAUGCAUUGCAGUGGCAAAAUUUCAAGAGCAUUGGCCUUACCAACACAUAUAGUGUUGAGAACGCACUUGGGGUCGCGUACCCGUUCACGCUUCAGCACUCGAACGGACAGUUCCGUCUCGAGUCGCAAACCACGUUCAAGUUUUACUGGUCGCUGGCCAACGAUUUCUACUCGGCUAUGGCAACCAACACCUCCCAGAGCUUGUUGCGGGCAUCGCCCACCUUUCGUUAUGCCAAUCAGUCUCUCGAAGACGUCUACUUGAAGAAUGGCACGUUCUUGCAGUCGCCACUCGAUGCUGGUUUCACCGCGGUUCGCGCUUUUCUUGGGCCAUUUGGAACGAUCGACACAAAGUACGUGCCGGUGCCCCGUACCGUGCGACUCGCAGCACGGGACGUAUGGACCGCGGUCGCCGCGCAUCGAGCCUCGUCCCGAUCGAAUCAAGAAGCGUAUGCUGCGAUCAAUGUGUCCUUUCUCACUUCCAUGGUACCAGUAUCCUGGCUCGACUUGGGGUUCUACUCGGGCGGGGGCUCGCUUCUUUGCCCUGCGUCGUCGUUGCAAAGUUCAAGUCCCAUUUCCGUCGGGUUGCAGCGUCUCUUUUUGUUUGAAAGAACGUGUUCGGGAGGCUCGUUGGCGGCCAUGUACGUACAAAUACCCAAGCAAGUGGUUUUUGCGUCGCUUUUUGCGGGGUUGUCGCCGACGACCAACCUCACGUCGCUCUACCGUCAAGUGCCGGGCGCCGACGUCGACUGCGAAGCCAUGCUGCGUACCACUCUUGCGGGGACGGCAACGCUGGAUCGCAAUGCGACGCAGAUGGCUACUGUGCAUGCGACGCUAUUAGGUCUCAACAUUGCGCUUAUGCAGUACGGUAUGGACUCGGCGGCGUUGGCACCCAUGACCUUGUACACAUCGCCGCUGCUCGACGAUGAAUUCCGGUUUUUUGGGUACGCGCUGAUUCACGACUGGAUCUGUGAUUGGCGUGACGUUGUCUCGUUCACUGGUGACACUGGCACCCUCACACUUCUCUCCGACUUGGUUCUUCGAACGGUAGAGCCUGUCCAAAGCGCCGAGCUUUGCAGCGCGUACGCGCUCUACGCGUUUGCUGUCGUCCAGUACGUCACGCUAGCGAUCGCGUCGCUCGCGGGACUCACUGGUAUCUACAUUCUGGCCAGUCGUGGCCACAUCGAGGGCACGCUCAAACUCAGCCGCGUCGGCGGCAUUGUCUGGGUCGGUCGUCCGCUCUUGCUCGUGCGCAGCUUCACGGCACUCUGCCUCCUCUCGACGGCCACUCUCUCGCUCGAGACCACUGGUUUUUUAACAUACUUCAAGUCCGAAGUGCCACCCACCUUGUCGACGUGCUUGGCGGCGAGCGAGGUCACAUGGCUGGCGGGCAUCGUCAACGACAUCGGACUGCCUCUCACGCAAGAGCACUCGGCCCGCUACGUGACGCUCCACAGUGUGCUUGUCUUGGCGAUCGCAGCGUCGGUUAGCUCGCUUCAACCUGUGGCCGAUACGGCCGAGAUGGAUCUGCAAUGUUCCUCGCCGGCAUUGGACUAUCAAGUGACGUGUUCGACCGCCAGAAUCGCGAUUGGGCUCUACGAUCGACUCUUGUUUAUUCUUGGGACAGUAUUUGUCUCCAACGCACUCGCCUUUGGACUUGUUCGAGUCUUUUGGCCCGUAAAAACCAACGACGCGCGGCGCAGCAAGUCGUUUAUGCUAACGGCAGGCGCCAAAUUUCUCUUCAAGCACGACGAGUGGUUCUAUCACGAUGUCUACUACAUGGACAGAGCCUCCGCGCUUCUCAAUGGGCUUGUAACGUUAACUGUGCGCAGUCAGCUCUUACUUUUUGAUGUGAAAACGUGGCGCCUCUAUGCGGUGCGCCUCGAGGCCAAUGAUGUUCCUACCCGACUGGCGUCAGGCGUGCCGCUCCACGACCCGUCGACCGCGAGCGUCCGAGCGAUUGCCGACUGCCAUGCAAAGCAUGCGCAAGGGAUUGGCCAUCUCCGACCGCUCUACCCAUGA